Messenger RNA from Leptosomus discolor (cuckoo roller), 552 nucleotides. The record is from RefSeq and is a predicted model, not a curated record. NCBI's taxonomy places the organism in Eukaryota, Metazoa, Chordata, Aves, Leptosomiformes, Leptosomidae.
AUGCACGGCUGUUUUGACGUAGUGGAGCUGCUCCUGGAGCGGUGCCAGUACAAACCUGACAGCAGAGACAAAUGUGGAGUCACUCCCUUUAUGGAUGCUAUCCAGAACGGGCACAUCCACAUUGCCCGGCUGCUCCUGGAAAAACACCAGGCCUGUCCUUCAGCCGUGGACGCGUUGGGUGCUCAACCUCUGCACCGGGCAGCUGUCACGGCCCAGGAUGAAGCCAUCCAGUUCCUCGUCUCCGAGCUGGGUGUCGAUGUCAACGAGAGAGCAACAGCCCUCCAACUCACAGCACUGCACUACGCAGCCAAGGAAGGACACACGCGCACCAUCCAGACGCUGCUGUCCCUCGGCGCUGAUGUCCACGCAAGGGAUGGGAAGAACCGUUCUGCCCUGCACGCAGCGUGCGCUGGGCAGCAGGCAGAGGCCGCACGGAUCCUGCUCCGCGCCGGGCUGCGGGAUGCUCCGGAUAGCACGGGCACGCUGGCACGGCAGCUCGCGAGGAAGCCAGAUGUCAUCCGGGUUUUCCAGGAAAUGAAUGUCAGCACGUGA